This is a messenger RNA of Ostreococcus tauri, 1068 nucleotides long. Its product is annotated as Endonuclease/exonuclease/phosphatase. The coding region runs from base 1 to 1068 and encodes 355 amino acids. Lineage: Eukaryota; Viridiplantae; Chlorophyta; Mamiellophyceae; Mamiellales; Bathycoccaceae. The record is from RefSeq and is a predicted model, not a curated record. The transcript has a single exon. Gene Ontology annotation, molecular function: poly(A)-specific ribonuclease activity.
AUGGCGACGAGCGACGGGACGGGGGCGACGGCGCGCGUGGUGACGUACAACGUCCUGAGCUCGCACCUGGCCGAUCCCGGGUACUUCACGCACUGCGAUCCGGAUGAUUUGAGGGCGGAGACGCGGUUGGAGCGCGUCAUGGCGAAGCUGGACGCGGAGUGCGCGGGACGGGCGGUGAUCGGGUUGCAGGAGGUGUCGAUGUCCUGGGCGGGGCCUUUGCACGCGUACUUCGCGAAGAAAGGGUACACAUUCAUUCUGUCGCUGUACGGGAAGCCGUUUAACAAUUACAUGGGGGUUGGGUUGGCGGUGCCGACAGACGCGUACGAGUUGGUGCGAAGCGACAUUUCUCGUCUGAGUGACACGGUGAAGUUUCCGCGGGUAAAGCCGAAAGAGGCGAAUUUCGGACCGCUGACUCCGGUGUACAACUUACUCGUGAAGACGCCGGUGGGUUUGUGGAGAAAGCUGACCGAUUACCGACCGCCGAUGACGGAGUGGGACACCGCGCGCAACCGGUUUAACUCGAUCCUGCACGCAACGCUCAAGUGUAAGAAGUCGGACGUUUCGUUCGGCGUCGCGACGUAUCACAUGCCGUGCAUGUUUCGAACCGCGGCCGACCGUCGAGUUAUGGUGAUUCACGCCGGGAUGGCGGCUCAGUACGCGCUCAACCACUCGGAAGGAUUGCCGACGGUUUUGAUGGGAGACUUUAACCUGAAACCGGGUGACCCCGGACACGUGUUGAUCACGACGGGCGAACUUGACACUUCGAUCGACGAGUAUCCCGUCAUGCCUGAAGGGUACAUUGGAUCGCCAUUCAACGUGAAACCGCAAAAGAAAAUGGAAAGCGCGUAUGCGCGUGUCAACGGCGCUGAGCCCAACUUCACGAACAAUGCGCGAAUCAAGGACGAUGAGCCUUUCAUUGACACCCUCGAUUACAUCUUCGUAACCGACGACGUCGAGGUCUUAGACGUACUCGAUCUCCCCCAUCGUGAUGAAGUCAAGGGUCCGUUUCCCGCAGCGACCGAGCCGAGCGAUCACAUCAUGCUCGCUGCCACUGUUCUCGUGAAGUAG